AAUUCUAUACGACGACAACAAUCACGCCACAUCUCUUUAGAAUAACAACACAGUAAAAUAAGCCUCAAAAAUGCACAAAUUACUCCCACGAUUGUAUUCAAGCAGUGAUAUUCAACAAGGAGAUCAUGAUGACCCAUCCUCACCUACACUCACCCAAUUCCAUCUAUUCCCCAGGAUUCCCACAGAACUGCGCUACAAAAUAUGGCAUCUAGCCAUCCUCCCUCGCGUCUUAGAACCCUCCUUAGAUUUCCCCAAUGAUGAACAAAAAGCGCAAUAUCCCCGUCGCAGACCACCUCCAGCCCUUUUCUUCACGACCCAAGAAAGUCGUCUCAUCUGCCUCGACGAAUAUAUUGUCCAAACACUCCGCAACAAACCUUUCUAUAUCCACCGCCGUCUUGAUACACUCUUUCUCCCAAUCAGCAACCGAAUUUCCGAAGAUCUUUCACGCACCGAGCCCUUCUAUGGCUGGCUCAUCUCCCAAAUUUCCACCCUCGCCCUCGAAAUCUCCGUCGAUCCUGCAUUAUUGAACCUCAGACCAUCCUCAAAAUCUUUCCGUGUCUUGCCUCCCAGAGCCGCUAUCAUUCCAUCCCUCGAUGGAUAUAUGUGGAUGUAUUCUCUCACCUCCCCAUCCACAAUCCUCUACCUCACCUUUCAACUUAGCCCUGCGCGGCCAAGACCUCGCUCAACGCCCCCUCCACAGUCACCAUCUUCUCUAGAACCACUAUACUCCCCAUCGUCACCGAUUGACCAAUACUACGCAGAUAUUAACCAAUACGCAGACAGGACCAUCAUAACAGAAUACGAAGAGGAUUGCGAGACGAAUAUGCCAUGGUCGAAGCUUCUGCCCAAGCCUAAACUCGUACCAGAUCCCAUGGCCAUUACAAGAAGACAACAGAUGGCUUUGAGAUUGGAGAGCGAAAGAAUGGUUACGAAGAAUGUAAGUUAUAGGACACACAAGGUGAUCCGAGAAUGAAUGACAGUAAUGUUUGUACAAAUCAUGGAAGUGAAGUCGUGUCGUUCGGAUAUGAACGAUGGGGAAAGGAAUGCAUUAGCGAAGUAGUACUCGCGCUGCGAGGUGCAGCUAAGGAAUCUUGGGCGAUGCAGAGCAAGGCAAGUAAUUGAUUGAGAUAAGGGACGAAUUAUCCAUUUUGAAUUAUCACAAGGAUAGGCACAUUUUAUUGUAGCAUGGAUCAUGCACAUUCCAGUACACACAAUAUCAUACCAUCACACGCGUAAAGU
Messenger RNA from Botrytis deweyae, 1239 nucleotides. RefSeq lists its product as uncharacterized. NCBI's taxonomy places the organism in Eukaryota, Fungi, Ascomycota, Leotiomycetes, Helotiales, Sclerotiniaceae. The record is from RefSeq and is a predicted model, not a curated record. The coding region runs from base 71 to 973 and encodes 300 amino acids. The transcript has 2 exons.